GCAGUUCCAAAAGGCUCUCUGGGCAUGGGAUGGAGGCGAGCUCGACAAAGAUAGCACAGGGGUCGCACGCCGGGUACAGAACCUUCUCGAGAUUAUCUAUCGCAUCCUUGAGCUUGCUGGACGUUACGAUCGUCCUUCAUUACACACAUUGCGGGACCUUGACGUGUGCAGGAAGGUUUAUUUACGAGGGAGGUCAUCCGAACAAAAAAAUGCCUCAGUUUCAUUGGCAGCUCUGCGAAAGGUCCUGCGAUUCACGUUGGCUGCUGCCAAUGUUCUUCGGGACCCUGCCCAGGUGUGGGAUAAACAGUCUUGCUGGAGAGGCGAAUCGCACUCGCCAGAAGACUUCGACUGGGUGGUGGACUACUUCGACUUCAUCUAUUCCGACGAUUAUGAAGCGGCAUAUGACAUCCUUUUGCUACUGGGUAGUAUGGGGGUGUGCUGCAGUCCAGCUAAACAACAUCUAUUCAUCGAAAAGCUCAUCGCCUGCAUGGACAGUAACAUGCCUGACCAUUUACGCCAUGCCGCUCUUCGCGCUACUUACGGUGCACGAGAAGAAAUAGCCUCGAUCGAUACCAUUGAUGAUGCAGGGCUACGGGACAUGGUUUUGACCAAGCUAUCCCUUGCUAUUUUGUCGGUGCUUUAUCCGCACCCAGGUACAACACCCGCCAAUGAUGAUCCUGACAACUUUUUCGAUUAUGGUCGCGACUUGUGCUAUGUCGAGCUGGUCCUCGCCCUCGCAAGGAAUUCUAACUGGC
Messenger RNA from Suillus plorans, 755 nucleotides. RefSeq lists its product as uncharacterized. The transcript has a single exon. The coding region runs from base 30 to 560 and encodes 176 amino acids. NCBI's taxonomy places the organism in Eukaryota, Fungi, Basidiomycota, Agaricomycetes, Boletales, Suillaceae. The record is from RefSeq and is a predicted model, not a curated record.